This is a messenger RNA of Prunus armeniaca (apricot), 219 nucleotides long. The record is from the annotation of a GenBank genome assembly. NCBI's taxonomy places the organism in Eukaryota, Viridiplantae, Streptophyta, Magnoliopsida, Rosales, Rosaceae.
AUGUAUUUAUGCUGGAUUCAAACGUCAGCCCCUUCAACUGAUGAGUUUCAACUGGAAAUCGAUACCAAUGUAGAGAUUGACAAAGCUUUAAUCUAUUCUAGCCAUGGGAAGGCUCGCUGGAUGGGCAGAAUUGAGAUUUCUACAGUCUGGAUGGGGCUAGAAAUGGCUGGAUUGAUUAUUGCUUACUUGGAGCUGCACUACAGUACUUGUUUUGCGUGA